Symbiodinium natans is the source of this 3582-nucleotide messenger RNA. NCBI's taxonomy places the organism in Eukaryota, Dinophyceae, Suessiales, Symbiodiniaceae. The record is from the annotation of a GenBank genome assembly.
AUGGAACAUCCAUGUGGCGAUGUGCGGCUCUGGGCAGCGAAAUGCUUGGCAGAAGUAAUGGUGAUAUUCGUGCCAAAGCCACCCAUCGAGCAAGAAAGGAUUUCAAGUGUGCUGCAGUUAUUCAUGGACCAGAUGAUGUGGUUGACAGAUGCAACAGCAAAAAACUACAAGUAUGCUUGCGAUUUGUUUCGAAGGCUUGUUGAGAUUCGCGGUUUCAUGCUUGCGUUUGAAUCAACAACUCCGGAGUUGGUGAUGGAAGAUCUUGUCAAGUCGAGCAUCGCGACCGUUCGCAAAGCUGUGCUUGUUCAUGAGGAUGAAGAGUUCGAGCGGCUCGAAAACUUACUCGCCCAGCUUUUGGCAGGCGUUUUGGCCGAGGUAGACGAACUGCCCGAGACAGUUCUCAACUUGCUCAUGCAAGAGGUGAAGCAGAAGACAAAAUGUGCAGGACUUGUGAAGCGGGUGCUGGCUGCCAUGGCCCGGCAUAGCGCCGUAGUGCCUGUCAAUGAGUUCCUCAAUCGCGCUUUGGCUGAGGCCCAGAGCGCACCGCCUCAGGGCCGUGAAGAGCAGCGGCUGCUGCCGAGCCCAGCCGAACGGGCAGAAGCCACCCUUUUCCUCGUGCAGGAGCUGUACAUGGUUGACCCUUCCUUGGUGGCGCGUGUGAUGCCGAAUUUGCAGACCGACAUUCUGAAUCCGGAUGCAGAUUGGCGGAGAAUGAUCACAGCUCUUGUUGGGCAGAUGCUGGCUCAUUGUCCUUCGACGGAGCAGAUGGGGGUUGCGUGUACACGACCCUUCCUGGCAACUUCUCAUCCCUUGAUCGUGGACCGCCACAGGGAGAGACUGGAAGAUGCAGAUGAUGGCGUGCGCUCUGCCGCUUUGGACGGUGCUUGUGCCAUCCUGCGGUCGGCAGCUGCUAUCUCAGCCAAGCCUGCCCUUCCUGGUUGUCAAGAAUUCUUGUCAGCAGCUGCUUCGUUGGUGCCCAAGCUGAAAGAGCGAAGCUUGGAUCCAAAUGACAGGAUUCGCAUGCGCACGAUGGAGGUUGUGCUGGAUGUUGCAGCAGAGUCCGCUGGCGGGUAUUCUCUUUUGGAGCCUGUUCUGCAGGAUGUUUGCCGCCGCAUUGUAGACAAGAAGGCCAAGGUCCGUGAGGCCUGUGCCGAGAUGAUGGCACGGCUCUACGCCAAGCAUGCUCUCCCAAAAUGGAUUGUGGGGCAGCCUGCAGAUCGUUUGAGUUGGAUCCCGCAGCAGCUGUGUGAAGCAUAUCUCGUGCUGAACAACACCGGGCUCGGUCAAAUUGCACAGCUUGAGGAGCACAUCGAGCAGCACCUUCUUGGUUGCGGAGCCGGCAUGGAUGGACAUCAGCGCGGAUUAGCUUUUCUUGGCUUCUACUCAUCCGCAUCCAGCAAAGCAGGGAGCUCCUCGCAGGGCCUGGCUCUUCUCAUGUCAAAGAAGCGGGAUGCCAAUGAGGCUUUGCGAAAGUUUCUGGACAAGAGGGUCGCAAAAGGAGGGCCCUUGAUGCCACUUGCAGGCGACGGGAUUCUUGUCCCUGUUUCAGCUGGCUCUGCUCAGUCUGCUCAGCCCGGCCCGCCGCGGGAGGAGGUUUUGGAGAACCUGGCCAGGCACAGCCCAACUUUCGAUGGCAGCAGCACCCGACUUGACUCAAUCAUGGCGCACUUGUCUGUUAUGGAUGGCGUCCGUGACAAAGCCUUUUGGUCUUUGCUGCAAUCGCUCGCAAGUGCCUUGAACAACAGCUGCAAUGACAUGCGGGCGCUCCUCGAUUCACUCAAGGACUUGGACAAGCUUCUCAGGGUCCACAAUCUUCUGAGUCUAACGCCGCUGAUUCGCCGGGCCCUUCUGUGCACGUGGAUGUCCUCAGAUCAAGUGUUUGCUUUGUUGGACCUUUGGAGCAGCAGAUGGCCGGAAGCCUUCGAGCGUGAUGACGAAUCAGCUCCGCAACAGCUGUCUGCAGCGGCUAGAGCAUGUGCUGCGGACCUUCCAAAGUUCUUUGUGGGUGACUUCCUUGGGCAUGCCGAUCGUCUCGUGAAAAUCGCCACAACUUCAGCAGAUGAUGCACGAGCAGCUUUGAAAGCCUUGGCAUCUAUUGCAAAGUGGACAGAAGCGCUAGGUGCCGAGGUUGCGUUGGUGCAUGCCGAGGAAUUGAGCAAUGUUCUCCUGGAAGCUUGCCAGCUUGCCAGCACGGAGACUUCUCAAUCUGGCGUGCCUUGCCGCAAAGCCGUGAAAGCCUUGAAGCUCUUGCAUGACCGCGAGAAGAGGGCACUGGCGGCAGAGAGCUGGUUGACGUGGGCGCGGGGUAAACUCAACAGUGGCAAUGACAAAGUUCUUGCCUUGACCCUCGCGGCGGCCUUGUUCGAGCAAGAUUUUCCUGGUGGGCUGUUCCAUGACUUGAAAGGCCGCCCGGACUUCCUGGCCGACGCUCACAGCAUUCUCACGAAGAAGGGGGGAGUGGCAACGGACCUCCGCUUUGCGGCUAUCGAAUGCGUAGCAGCUGCGGGCUCCGAAGAGGAUAUUCUCGAUCUUCUUUCCGCCCCUGAAAAGGACAGAGCGACGGAGACGGACUCCGCCGAGGCCACAUCAUGGUUUGAUCCGGAGGCCUCUCAUGUCGUCUGUUGCUUGCUGCGCGUUCUUCGCUCUGGCCGUCUUCAAAUGUCGACUAAGAUGCUGAGCCAAGUGGCGUCGAAAAUGUAUGCUUGUUUAGGAGAGACGAGGCCAACCUGCGAGAGUGAGACGAUCUUUGACUCACUUCAACGAUUGCAGCGUUCAUCAGGCAGCAAGGUGCGCCUUGCUGACCGUUUGCGGUUGUGUCAUACCUUGCCGCUGAUUUUCGCUUUCUCGCCGGUCAAGAAGCACAGAGAGGCUGUGCAGCGGAUGUUGCAGGCUUCAUUCACCAAGGCAUCACGGCGCGCAGAGGAACCUCUGGUGGAGUUUGCAAUUGCCUGCUUCAUCCAUUUUCUAUCUUCCGUGGAUGUGUUUCAGAGAGAAGUGUCGCUGUCCGCAUCAUCUUUUCCAAACAGCAGCAGGAUGUGCCACCUUUUGUGUGAAGCUCUCCUGCGAAGUGAUGUGCAGCAUUCUAUGGAGCUGGCAUGGACUGUUCUUCAAGUCUGCGACCGGACCCUGGAUUUUGUGGAUAGGGAAAACCCAGCAUCGGAUGCUAUCCACAAAGCAGCAAGCGUUCUUCGCUAUGUUAUAGAGAAGCGCUGCCCGAGCCUCGCAGGAAAACCCACCGACGCGCAGGUGACUAGAGGCCGAAUGCCAGCCGAGCUGUUUGCCGCUCGCCGAAGUACAGCUCAUCGGGCUUUGCCUGGUAUCGAUGCAAUUGCAGACAAGGAGAUGAAGGAGGUGGAUGGCGCGGUGGCGAAUGACUUCCAGCAAAAGGGCUUGUCCAGUCCUUGCAUCCUUCAGACACCCACACGCCAGAGCUUGCUAAAAGCACGGCACUCUCCCGAGUCUUCAGGCCCAGGUCGCUCAUCAGUGACAGCAGUCGCCCGUCCCAUGGCUUCGACAGGCAAGACCAGCCUGGCUGUUCCACCUGCUUGGAGUAGCACUUCCAAAAAGAGGCGGACAAGUUGA